GGCGGAAAAGAAACAGUGCUCCAUACAGUCAUGCUGGCCAUGUGAUCUUGGAGACAUCUACGGACAAUGCUGGCUCUUUGGCUUAGAAAUGGAGAUGAGCACCGACUAGACGUAAUGUCAGGGGAAAACCUUUACCUUUACCUAUGGCCAUGUUUCAAAAGCAUUCUCUCAUGAUGUUUUGCCCACAUCUAUGGCAGCGUAAGUGGCUGAGGGAGAAAAGGCUCUGAAGCUGUUAGGAAUGGUGGGAGUUGAAGUCCAAAACACUUGGAGGGCCCAAGUUUGCCCAAGCCUGCUCUAACCACUACACCCACUGGCUCCUCUAUCUGCUGGAAAGGAGAUGCCCACCUUUUGAGCUCCCUCCCUCCUGAGACACCCCUCUCCCCAGCAUAUUUGUUCAAAGGCGGUGGCUAAUUACCUUUCAAACAAACAAGAGGUGCCAGGGCUCGAAACCGGUCUGGGAACAACACCUUGUUUUCAAACCCUCCUUCCUUAACGCCCCAAGUGUGGGAAUUGCUUGUAAUGAUUACUCGGCAGUGAAGAAAAGACACUCUGCCCAUGCUUCAGGGCAUCCUUGUUUGUUUGGUUUUUAACAAGACAAAGCUAAGUCCAGGAAUGAAUUAAACUUUGGUAAAAGUAUUUGAUUAUGUGAGGGAUAUACAAAAACAGGCUGAUUUCAGAUUUAUGAGACUUUUAAAGAAAACCCACUCGUUUUUGUGGAAAGUGUGAUUGGGAUUUCAGAGUGGCUGUGGAUAUACAGUAUUGUAAUAUUUAGUCGUUUUAAUGACACAUUUUUAAUUUUUUUUACAUUUUUAUGUUAAUACAUUUACAUUGUUUUAUUUUGCAUUGUGUCAUAUUUACAGUAGAGUGUCACUUAUCAACAUAUACGGGCCGGCAGAAUGUUGGAUAAGUGAAUAUGUUGGAUAAUAAGGAGAGAUUAAGAAAAACCCUAUUAAACAUCAAAAUAGGUUAUGAUUUUACAAAUUAAGCACCAAAACAUCGUGUUAUACAACAAAUUUGACAGAAAAAAGUAGUUCAUUACACAUUAAUGCUAUGUAGUAAUUACUGUAUUUACGAAUUUAGCACCAAAAUAUCAUGAUAUAUUGAAAACAUUGACUACAAAAAUGCGUUGGAUAAUCCAGAACGUUGGAUAAGUGAGUGUUGGAUAAGUGAGACUCUACUGUAUUGGGUUGCUGUGAGUUUUCUGGGCUGUAUGUCCAUGUUCCAGAAGCAUUCUCUCCUGAUGUUUUGCUCACACCCAUGGCAGGUAUCCUCAGAGGUUGUGAGGUCUGUUGGAAACUAGGAAAAUUGGGUUUAUAUAUCUGUGGAAUGUUGAAGGUGGGAGAAAUAACUCUUGUCUGUGUGAGUCGGGUGUGUGUUGCAAUUGGCCACCUUGAUUAGCAUAGAAUAGCCUUUCAGCUUCAAGGUCUGGCUGCUUACUGCCUGGGGGAAUCCUUUGUUAGGAGGUGUUAGCUGGACCUCAUUGUUUCAUGUCUGGAAUUCCCCUAUUUUCAGAGUGUUGUUCUUUAUUUACUGUCCUGAUUUUAGAGUUAUUUUUUUAAUACUGGCAGCCAAAUUUUGUUCAUUUUCAUGGUUUCCUCCUUUCUGUUGAAAUUGUCCACAUGCUUGUGGAUUUCAAUGGCUUCUCUGUGUAGUCUGACACGGUGAUUGUUAGAGUGGUCCAGCAUUUCUGUGUUCUGAAAUAAUAUGCUGUGUUAGCUGCCUUGAAUCCCUGUUAUCAGAAGAAAAGUGGGCUAAAAAGAAUAAACAAAAUUGGGGCACUUCCGCCCCCUGGUGGCCACUCUGAGGAAAGCACCCUUUGAAUGUCUCCCUCCCUCCAUGCAUGCAGUGCAAGCAAGCUCCUCCCUAUCCAGGAAGCAAAGUCUGAAUCAUAGAAAGAAGUGGAAAGACAGUUUUACUUUUGGAGAUAACAGUGCCCAGGAGUUGCCUGUAUUUAGGCUGAGGAAGAGACUGAGAAGCCUUCGAGAAAAGAUUGAUUUUCCAUUUGUGGUGAUGGCUGAAGCAGAUCUCUCCCUGGUGAAAGAACCUACUGGGCUCCUUUCUGACAACUCUGUGGAACCACUGGAAGACCCCAGUUCAGUCCAGACAGAGAAGCUGUCUCCUGAAACCAAGCCUACUUGCCACUUUUUCCUAGAAGGACGUUGCCGCUUUGGUGCCCGCUGCCGAAACAGUCAUCCUGGUGACACGGCCGACACCAGUCAUGUCGAAGAGCACAAGCUCAUCUGCAAGCCUUCCGAACUCCCAAUGAGCAAGAAGCCUCCCAUGAAAACAGCGGAGGAUGUUAUCUCCCGUCUCCUGUGGGACCACCAAGUACCAACUGAGUCCUUCUCAAUCGGUUACCUUGACCGUUUUUUGGGGGUGGUGGAGCAACCUUUCACCGCUUUCUCCUGGGAGGAUUUGGCUUCAGCUGGGCCUGGCGUGUUGGCUAUCCCCAAACACAGGAUUCAUUAUUUCAAAUACGGGACUCGUGUGGUGUGGGACAAAGUCAGUCGCACGGAUGAUGUUUUUGGGUCCACCGGAAGUGGAAUAACCAUCUUGGAGGUGAUAAAGGAAGAAGAGGAGAAAGAUCAGGCCGUCAAAGAGAAGAACGACAACCAUCCUUCAAAUGAAGGUGGAACAAAGGACACAUCUGCUGUAGGACAGAGGGUGGCCAAGGACAGUGGAGAGGAGGAGGAUGUGUUGGUUUCAGCUGGAGAAAAACAGCUGAACAGGACGGGGACUGGAAAUAAUGAGGACAAAGAGACUGGGGAAGCCAUGGGUAGUUUGAAAUUGACUGGAGAUAUGUAUGUCUCCCUGGAUGGCAACACUGUGACCGAGGGGAUGGAAACAGGGUUAGUCAGUUCAGCUGCAGAUGGAAAAGUGGAUGAACACAUCCUCGGCAUCGAAGAGGAAGGUGAACCACAGACGGACUGCCUCAUCUUGGAAAGUGGAGCAGGGAAAUACUUCCCUCGUCCUAACAAGCGUCCCACCCAUUUCAUGGCUAUCCGUAUCACCAGCCCUGAGAUCCUGGAAGCUGUGAAAGGUUUCCAAGAUGCCCUUUGUGAGCUUCGCCCAGACUUGGCAAAGUUCUGCAUGCCCUUGGCUAGUUUACACCUCACCCUUGGCCUACUGUGUUUGAACACCCCAGAAGAUAUUGACAAAGCGGUUGCGGCUCUCCGAGAGCUACAAACCAGCAGGCAGCCUCUUCUGCCUCCAGGCCUGCUGCUCUCCUUCCAAAGGGUUGAGACUUUCUUUUCACGGGUGCUCUAUCUGGCUCCAGCUCCUGUGCCUCAACUGGGUAGAUUGGCCCAAAUGUUGGAAGAUGUCUUCAGCAAGAAGGACCUGCGUGUAGUUUCUCUUCCAGACAAAGAGAAGCUCCACUUGACCAUGGUAAAGAUCUCACGACGGAAGGGAAUGCCACAACUGCCGGGAGACCUCUCAUGGAUUCCCACAAUUGAACAUUUAGGAACACAGGCAGUAGAGACGUUACGCUUAUGCAAGUGUGGGACAAGUUCAACUGAUGAGUUUUAUAACACUGUGUAUCAAAUAGAUUUAUAUUGAAUAUAUCAUGCCACAGGAUUGCAGCUUUAAAGCCCAGAUUUACUCUAUGUAGGAGAGCUGGACCAGCAGCACCCCAUGAGAAGGCCGACAGUGUGGCAAGCUCUGCUGGAGGAUAACAGUUGGCCCUCAUUUGUGGUUUUGAUUAUUUAAUAUUUUCUCUCUAGGGAUCUUCAUGUCCUCAAUGGUCAAAUUCCAGCAGCUGUUAACUAUAGAGGCAUGCUGGAGAACCUAGAGAGAAUACUUCUCUAGCAUUUAUAGGCCAUCCAGAACAAUUCUUUUGAAAGUUGAUCACAGGAUCGCACUGAAGGACCUAGAGAGGCAUUCUCUCAGGUAAAAGGUGUUUUUUAUUAACAUUUCCCCCACUUUCACAGGGGUCUUGUGCUUCUCACCCUAGCAAAUGUGGAGGGAUGACUACUUUCCUUGGCUGUGCAACACAAAGCAAAUGCCUUCAAGAAUCAGCUUGUCAAUGGAUGGAGGGUAGAACUACAUGGAAGCAUUUGCCUAUAAAUAGCAGCUGGGCAAAUGCAUUGUACCUGAAUACCUUCCUGUUGCCAUUAGCUGCUCAGGAAAAAACGUUGUGAAAGGAGGAAAUAGAUAUCUCCUUAUAUCAUUUCUUUAUAGGUAAUUGUAUUACAUUAUAAUUGUUUUAAUCAAGUAAAUACAAUGAUAUUUUUGGAUUUUAUGUUAAAUUUUGAUCGGUUUUGAAUCCCAAUUCUUUGGUGAACAUAGAAUAUACAUAUAAGAUGAUAGGUAAUGCAAGUAACUCAAAAAAUUCACAGCAAUGAUGGCAUUAAUGUGAUAGGAUUGGAAAAGGACAGAUAAUGGCAGUUUAAUCCCAUUUCAAGUUAACCUGUGCUGGCUGCCUCAAAACAGAUUUCCAUGGUGGUAAAACUCGGCAAAUAUAAAAAUCACAUUUUAUCCUGAGGCACAAAGCAGCAGCUAACUGCCCAUUUAACUUCCCCAAGCUAGAGAAAUAAAAAGGUCAUUGUAUUAAAAUAAAGUGCAGGGUUUAUAAUAGAGAAAUGUCAUCUUUUCUAUGUCAGUUUUUUUUUAAAAAAAAGUUAAUACUCUAGAACUUCUAAUAGAGAAGGAAAGUAGUUUGUCUGAUAUGGCUUGCCCUUCAGUGCCACACAAAGCAUGGCUUUGUAACAAGUAUAUAAACAUGACCCAAGCCUUAGUCCUAAGGCCCUUUGAAAUGAAAGGCAAAGAAGUAUGCUAAUUGUCAUGACUGUUUCUCAUGACAAACUCCAAGCACCAUGUACACGCAGUUUGCUAAAAUGGAGAAGACUCUUUGGUGGGCUGAGACUCAAAGCCUCCUUGUGGAAUUGUUAAAAACCUCCAAAACCCAAAGUUGUGGUCAUGGGUGACAGAGAUGGUGACAACUUUCCUUUCUGGUAGUUCAAUCCACACACACUUUAUUUCAUGAACAAAAUCAUAUUAUGCAUAUAAUUCCUUUCAGAUGAUGUAAUAUGUAUAUGAAACAUGAAUUUUGUGUUUAGACUUGGUUUCAAUCUCCAAAAUACCUCAUUGUGUAUGAAGAUGCAAAUAUAGGUAUUCCAAAAUAAAAACAUGGAAAUCAGAAA
Messenger RNA from Anolis carolinensis (green anole), 5141 nucleotides. It is a transcript of the gene leng9, whose product is annotated as leukocyte receptor cluster member 9. The coding region runs from base 1837 to 3558 and encodes 573 amino acids. Gene Ontology annotation, molecular function: metal ion binding. The record is from RefSeq and is a predicted model, not a curated record. The transcript is spliced from 2 exons. Lineage: Eukaryota; Metazoa; Chordata; Lepidosauria; Squamata; Anolidae.